Lecanosticta acicola is the source of this 2313-nucleotide messenger RNA. The record is from the annotation of a GenBank genome assembly. NCBI's taxonomy places the organism in Eukaryota, Fungi, Ascomycota, Dothideomycetes, Mycosphaerellales, Mycosphaerellaceae.
AUGGCAGAAACAGCACCGUCGCCAACGAUAUCCGCCGAUAAGACCCGACCUCGCCCGCUGCACGUGUCCCGAUCAUUUACCCGGAUGGAGAGCCUCUCGCCCACUCCCUCCUCUUCCAGGAAGACCGCGAGCACUCUGCAAGAGUCGGGCAUUACAGCGGUCCCCGAGGCGAGGCACAUCGAGACGUCGCCAGAACUCGCAGGCAAGAAGCAAGUGACGGAUGUAUUCGAAGGCAAUGGGGAAGAGGAACAUCAUGAGGAUGGUGAAGGGCACGAGGUCAAGCCGGAGCUGAAGGUACCCAGCACCUUCGAUGAGCUUCCCGUUGAGAUCAAGAGCUUGUGUGAGCGAUUCUUGGAGAGUCUGACCGCAAAAGUCCAUCCUACUCCUCUGACCGCGGAUCAGCUGUCGCAGCUGUUUCAAGACUUCUACGAAAGGGCUGCUUCGCUCAUAGAUGUGCAUAUCAAGAACUUGGCUUCCAGGAUAGGUCGCGAAACACGUUCUAGCUCAUCAGCCAGUCUGAGGAAACAGUCCGGCAGGUCAAGGGCUGGUUCUGGAGCCAAAGGCACCCUCGACGAUAUUACCGAAAAUUUAGGAGGAGAAAUGCUUACGCCAUCGGAGGUGGCGGAUAGGAGAAAGGCUAGAAGGUUGCUCGAGCACAAGAGAUUGGCGUUGGAGGAAGCCGUUGAGCGAGGAGUCUGCGAGAAGGUUUAUGAAAAGAUCUGGAACCAUCAGAGCACGGACGACGAAGCAAGAGACGAAAAACUAAGGUCAAGGACAGCAGCAUUGUCCGUGGUUGGAAUCGGCUUGAAAGAGCUACACAUGGACCAGGAUGGGGCGAAAGCGGAAGUUAGGAAGACAGCAGAGGAGAAAGAAGACGAGAUCAACCAGUCGCUGGCGGCUGCGCGAGAAGCCUUGAUCCACAUGGACGACGACAGAUUCCCGCUCGGUAAACUGCAGCGCCUCACGGCUGCUCACAAAGCAAUCGUAGAGACGCUGUCUCAGCUGUUUCCCUCCUCGUCUUCCGCUGACGAGAUUCUACCCACUCUCAUCUACACGCUCAUCACUUGCCCACACGAAGGGAUUAAUGUGGUCAGCAAUCUCAACUUCAUUCAACGAUUCCGCACGUCGAGCAAAGUAGACGGUGAAGCGGCGUAUUGCCUGGUCAAUCUGGAAGCUGCCAUCUCUUUCUUGGAAACAGUCGAUUUGUCAUCUUUGCGAGCGGAUGAGCUUCCCGAAGGGCCCGGAAAAUCUUCAAGCAGGCCGUCCACUCCGACUGCAGAGAAGCCGCCACCUUCACCAAGACCUCCACUCGGACGAAGCCUUACUCCAGGUCUGUCGCCCAUCACGGCGACCUCGAACGACGCGAGCACGCCUGGUAGCUCCACAAAGGCCGCACUUCCCUCGCCCAGUACACCCAAUCCGCCUGCGAGGCCCCAGCACCAACGUCGUAUAUCUGGGCUGAUGCAGGCCCAAGUAGAGAAGAUUGAAGCUGGAAGAGAGAAUUUUAUCAAGACAGCCGACAAGUUUUACGACUCUGUCAACGGGACGCUAGACAACAGUCUCCAAUUUUUGUUCGGCAGAUUCAAGGAACAAAUCGCAGAUGGCGAAUCACCAUUGCCCAAGACUCUGGAGGACGCCAGAAAACUGGUCAGCCAUGCGGAGAAAGGCGAAGACGAGGACUCUUUGACUUUGAGUGGACGAAGCAGUCCGGCAAUAGUUGAAGACCCUCUGAGCUCCGGUGGCAAGGCCACAGACGCGAAGCUAUUGGAGUUGCUUGGCGGGAAGAGGCAAAUACGAGAUGGAAGUGUUGAUAGCACGAAAUCGGGGAGCAGCAGCAGACGCUCGACUUGGGAUACCAAGACAGCAGUUGCCAAGGCCAAGGAAGAGCAAUCGCCCACGCCGCAAGGAAACCUGUUCUCCUCUCUCAACAACACCGUCAACUCCAUCAACCCGCUGAACCGGUUUGGAAUGCCAAACUUCUCGCGGUUCGGGCGAGCAGGCAAUACAAACAACCCCCCCGCCCAGCCCUCCCCACCAGCGGACAAAUCCAGCCGGCUGGGCGAUAUCGUGGAGUCACCUACCUCACUCAAGAGCGGAGACCUGACAGUCCCCCUGGAGAGGACACGGAGCCGAGAGAGCUCGCGGGACCUGAAUGCACGGGAAGCUCUCGCGGAGCUGAAGAAGUUGAAACCUCCCAAGAAGCGGUUUCUGGACGUGGAAAGUGCGAACCAGCUCAAGCUGGGCGAGGUCGAGGAGCUCUUGUUGGAGUAUCGACGGCUGGCGAAAGCUCUCGGGGAGGCUAUUGCUCAGUAA